AUGGAGUCGUAUGACGAUGUGGCUGAGGAUUCAUUCCUUUUGCCCAACUUCCCACCCAACACCAAGGUCCCAGAAGUGAUUGCCCUGCAAAACGGCGAAGAGUGUUUCGUGGCGCCUCUCGUCAACGAGAUGAAGGUCAACAUCGAUUACCUCUGGAGACUGAAGAGGAAAAUGAAGGGCAAGGACAUCGACAUCAAGCUCCACAUGCUCGAGGACGAGCGGGGGAAGAUCAACACCGCUUCUGCUGGCGGACCCCAACGUAAGGGCGUUGGCCGUGCUCCACACUUUUCCAACGACAAGAUCAAACUGGCGUUGGAAUGGGCCAACCAUGUCGAAGAGAGCCUGCUUCUCGAGCUCUCACCAAAGACGCAGGCCGAUACCGCUGGCGCACGCGCCACCCCCAAAACCAGCAGUGACACGGUUACGGAAGAUCUACUCAUCGAUCUCAGCGGGCCCGCACCGGCUCCGUCGGCCGUACCCUAUCACCUCCAGGCGCCGCCGCAGCUGCAAAUGCCGCCCGGUGCGAUGUACCCGCCGCCUUCCUACUACUACCCGCCCUCCUACGCCAUGCAACCGCCCGGCUCCACCGGCGGCGGAGUGCCCCAGCCGUUCAACGCCAUGCCGCCUCAGCAACAGCACCACCUCAUCCCCUCCAUGCCGGGCGCGCCCGGUUAUCCCAUGAUAACGCCUGGCUAUCCUCAACCGCCGCUCAGCGGCAACAUGAUGGGAGCGGCCGGCAGUGGUGUGCUCAUGCCUUCCACCAGCGGUAACUACCCGCCGAUGUCCGGAUUCGGGGCCUUCUACCAGCCCAUCGCCGUGCAGGGACCCGCGCCGGUGCCAUUAGACGCUCAGCAGCAGCAACAGCAGCAGUCUUCCACUUCGUCGUCGGCUCUGGCCUAUCCCGGUAUCUCCGCGGCUCCGAGCCCAUCGCCGUACGGUGCUACGUCAUCGCCCUUCUCGUCGUCCGGCGCUGCCUCCUCGGCCAGCACCACGCAGCAGCCGCCGUCGCCCGUUCUCCGUACUUCUUCGACCACGACCACCUCGACCGCCGCGCUGUCGCCCUCGUUGAACGUGUCCUCGUCGUUCUCCCCGCUGCCGCUGAGGGAAGAGCCCAAGGUCAUCAUGGAGCAGCAGCAGUCGCCGCUGCGCCUUUCCUCCCCCUCGCAACUCGCCGAGGAGCAGCAGCAACGCGACGAGGAGGAACAGGGCAGCACCGCACCGCCGGCGGCGCUCUCGUCCUCCUACGGCUCCUACGACGAUCCGUUCACCGCUUCGGUGACCUUCAACUCGGCCUAUCCCGCUGACUCUUUCGCAGCUGCGCCGAUCCCCAGCAGCAGCGUGGGCUCACCGCUCUCCACCGCUUCGUUCCUGACUUCCUCCCCCGCUCACUCCUCUUCUUCGACCUCGACUACCACCACGUCGUCCAUGGCCUCGCUUCCCGUCGUCGAGUCGCAGUCCACCGCGUAUGCAACAGCCGGCAAGUACGCCGUGGCCGCCUCUUCGUCGUCGUCAUCUUCUCCCUUUACCGAGGCUCGCUCCCCAUCGCCGCCGCCUCCCUACGCUUACGCAUCGUCCCCGUCUUCCUUCGCCCCCGUAGAACCGCAACACAAUGCUCCGCUUCAGCAGCAGCAGCAGCAGCCGUCGCACUACUAUGUCGACAGCAACGCUCUCCCUCCGGUCAUGCCCUCGCCUUCGCCCUCUGCGGGCCUCUAUGCCGCUGCUUCGGCGCCUCCCGCCUUUUCUGACAGCAGCGCGCGGGCUACGAUUGGCCAGCCCGUCCACUCUGGCACCAAGCGUGAGAAGGAUCUUGGUGAAAGGAUUCAGUCGUACGAGAAGAAGGCAGAGAAGCUGGUCGUGCUGGCCGUGGAGCGACCCGACCAGCUCACUGAAACCGAAAAGAAGAUGAAGGGACUGAUCAACAAGAUCAAAGUCGACCAGGAAGCGUUGGUGGCACAGUUUGCGAGAAGGAACGACGCCGAAGCCGUCUCCCAGCGCCUUAACAACAUCCUCACGUACAUUCAGGAGAACUACGACCUCAUGAAGCGUUUCCGCACGCUCUAUGCCGAGGAUCAGCUCAACGUGUUUGAAGAGAGGAUGUACGGCCUGCUGGGCGAAGUCAACAGCGUCAAGGGACAUGACAUGGACGAAGCGACGAAGUUCCACCAGAAGAUGACGGCCCUCAUGCGCGAGAUGGCCCUCUACCACUCGGUGCUCAGGAAGAAGCUCGAGGAAGAGCAAAAGGCCGCCAAGGACCACGGCGCCGUCCCUGAUGAUCUCGGGGCGAUGAACAAGAACCACCUUCUCAACCGCCUGGAGGACCUGCAGGAGAACAUGGCCGACUUUGAGCACAACUUCUGCACGCAGUACAAGGUCAAGCGGGACUUGGGCGACCGGGCCAAGCAAAUGUUCAAGCAGAUGAAGGUCAAGGAGGCGCAGCAGAAGCACAACGUGGCGCAGGACUCCCUCUACGAACUUAUUAACAUCGCGAGCUGA
This is a messenger RNA of Acanthamoeba castellanii str. Neff, 2493 nucleotides long. RefSeq lists its product as uncharacterized. Lineage: Eukaryota; Discosea; Longamoebia; Acanthamoebidae. The transcript is spliced from 12 exons. The record is from RefSeq and is a predicted model, not a curated record. The coding region runs from base 1 to 2493 and encodes 830 amino acids.